Molecule: messenger RNA, 12929 nt
Organism: Thunnus maccoyii (southern bluefin tuna)
Lineage: Eukaryota; Metazoa; Chordata; Actinopteri; Scombriformes; Scombridae
Gene: tenm1
Product: teneurin transmembrane protein 1
Exons: 47
Coding region: 3804-12083 (2759 amino acids)
Biological process (GO): signal transduction; heterophilic cell-cell adhesion; neuron development
Cellular component (GO): membrane; neuron projection
Molecular function (GO): cell adhesion molecule binding; protein homodimerization activity; protein heterodimerization activity
Source: RefSeq, a predicted model, not a curated record
CUUCUGGCUCCAAAAACCCAAGAUGGCGACGGUCAAAAUGCAAAUUCAAGGCUACAUCAUAGAUGUAUAAUUGGCUACAUCCAUGCUUCAGACUCGGGAGUCCACAAACCAAUCUGUGACGUCACAGUGGCUGUGUCCUUUUUUUAGUCUAUGGUGUUAUGUUAAUGAAAGUUAAGUUUUACUGAAGUCAUCUUUGCUGCAGUGACAUGGCUGGUGCAAUCCGCAAUAGCAGGUGAACAUGGCUCUGAACAAGAAAGGGAAAGGAGGGAGCAGAACCCAGGACAGAUCCAGUUAGAGAUGAACCUGAGUCAGACAGGGAGUAUUUUGAGGAAGUCUUUGCAGGGAUGUCUAUGGAGACAGCUAUUGGCAGAAGGAGUAAGGAGGAUGGGGCCAUGUGUGCGGGUCCACGGCAGCUCGGUGAGAUCCAGGCAGCAUUAUGCACACCAAGAGAAUGAGGCUUAGCAUAUAUUGAGUGUUUAUGCUGCAGAAUAGAAAGUGUGGAGCACCUUUGCUUAAACUCACUGACUGUUAAAUUGGGCUUAACUAAAAAUCCCUCUUACACAAACAGAAAGUGAUCCAGAGCUUUUUUUUUUUUUUUUUUUUGCAUAAAAUCUAUUUCAUGUGGGCAUUUUUUUCAAAUUACGUAAUUUUUUCAUAUUGAUGGGUCUCUUUGCUUUACAUUAGAAUAUACAGAAAAUGUGUUUAUGGAGGAGAUUGAGAGAGAGAGAGGGAAUAUGACCAAAAGAUGAGGGAUAAUGUGUUGAAAGAGGUGAUCUGGAGGAGAGUGAAGGAUAUCCAUUGUUUGUCUUCUUAAGGGCAGGGCACACAUGGGGGACAGAGCUGGAGUGUAUGUGGAUUAGAGUGAAGCUCCGUCCUGAAUAUAUAACCAACCCAAGGUCUUCCCUCCUCUCCUCUCUACUCUUCUUUUCUCCACUUCUCUCCUAGCGUAGAAUGGCUGCUACAAGAGUUGUGAGACUGUGAAAUAUUAACGUCCUGUAAGUAUUCUUACUGGACACCUCUUUGAUGUGAGGACAUAACGAGAAUAACAUAUGGCACGUAUGUAUCUUAUACAGUUCACUCACGUUUCUUGCCCAGUGUAAAUGGGUCAGAAGCAGAAAUCAUGGUUUGGGAUGCAUUUUUUAUGGGUUGGUUAUGAGCAGGGAAGGGCAAAAGUAGUGUAUGUCGGAACAUAUUUUGAUUUAAGAUGUAAAACAUACAGCGUGUAAAAUAUGAUACCAAAUACUUCAACCCAAACUCAUAUCAAAACAAAAUUCUGUAUUUUUGAAUGGGGGAAAAAUACAAUAAAACACCGCUCCCCUGUAGAGCAUCGGAACAGUUUUCACUUAACUAGAUUGAAUGAGAUAUCAAACAGACUAAAUGAUCAAACAGGAAAAAAAUAUUGACGCACAAGCAGCCAUUCAUGUAGCUACAGUACAUUGCUCCCUCAGCUGAUGAGGUUAGAUAGCAUUGUUAUAUUCUUCUUCAGUUUUUUACAAUUCAUACAGUCUCUUUGUAGCAACAAAUACAGGCUCUUUAACAUCUGAAGUGUUUUGUGCCAUGCAUUUUAAUCUGCUAGGUGCUCUUGUUUGCUGGCAAUUAAGAACGUAACACAGAAAAUCACUGCUGUGUCUGUAUGGAGCACGCACAUGGCAUGAGUAAUGAGGAACAUGACCAAUCAUGUCAAAUUGUUAGUAUUAUUUUUUCUUUCUUUUUUUUUUUUUAAAUGUCCACUAUCCAACAGCUAAAAUUAUUAGCUGUUUUGCAAUAUGACAGGGGUCAAAUAGCAUGUUUCCACUUUUAACCACCUCCUUGCUGACCUCCUGCUGAUAAGAAUCUGAGCAAAUGAUUGUGUUCGAUUUGCUUAGGAGUGAUUUAAACCUGAUGAUGAAUGUUACUGCACUGAGAUAAAAAUGUGUUUCUGGAUUGGUGCACAGGUUUAUACUCGGCCCAAAUGGUGUCACCCAGGCUGCUAAUCGAAUGCACACAAACAAAGGUUUGAGGGAUGGAAUAAACAUGAUGUUUUUCCCUAGAACAACAAAUAUAAAUUGCAUAUUAUGUAUUUCAAGAAUGCAUUUCAAAUAUAUAUAUGUGUGUGUGUGUGUGUGUGUGUGUGUUUAAAGCAAUCCAACAUUUUGUACCCGAUACCACUCACAUCAUCUUAAAACUGCAUACCAGCACCUGUAAAGCUCACUCAUUAACACAGUAUAUAUCUGAUUUGUUUAAAUGGAUUUUGUUACCUUCAUACAGAGGCAGGCCACCAGCUGUUUUCCACUGUUUCCAAUCUUUAUGCUAGGCUAAGCUAGCCUGUUGCUAGCCCAUAUUUACCAUAUAGAUGUCCAAGUGGUGUAAAUCUUUUUAUCGAACUCUGAGCAAGAACACGAAUAACUGUAUUUUUCUGUAUAUUAUAUAUUAUAUAUAACUGUAUAUUAUGCUAUGGGUGGAAUCACAGUUCAGCAUUGUCUUUACACUUGAGAUGCGUAGUGGUAAAGGAUGUUUGCCUUAUAAAUACAAGACUACAACAGUGUAGCACUGUGGCUUUGUUUGAAUGCUCCUCUCUUCUUCUGUCCUUGUCACAGACAACACCAUGUACUUAAGCAGGGAUGUUGCAGGUGAAGCAUUUUUGGUCCGUGGUGGCCAAUCCAUCCUCACGCCCUCCACUGGCCAGAACAAGUGACGUGGGAGUGAAGGACGUGGAGUGAAAAGUCCUCAUUGAUGGAACUGUGCUGAGUACAAGUGAAGUAAAGGUGCCAUGAAUAAAACAUUGAGACUGGUUGGAAGAGGCACCUUGGCUAGAGGGUCAGCUGUCUAACUGCCGCUGGAGAAUAGAGGGGCCCCCCAUCAGGAGAAGUACGCCGAAUCACCGCCAUUUGAUAGAAAAAGCUGCAGGGGCAAGAUAGAGGGAGAUUGGGUGCAGAUUUAAAACUCCAUGAUGCAUAUCCACAGGUCUGACCUUCAGGAUGCAUCUUGAUGAGUGCCGAAGGUAAUGACACCGCUCCACUCGCCAACGCUUGUCAUGAAGCUGCAUCUGCCAACGAGGCUACGCUAGUGCUAUCGUCAGCAGAUCUGCGAAGCCUACAGCUAUCUAGAGUGCCCAUCCAAGGCAAUGUUAUCAGAGAAAAGCUGCUCUAACUCAUAGAUACAUCUCUCUAGCAGAGACACCCUCAUCAUUUUAGAGAAGCCAUGUUAACUGUGGAUGCUAAAGCUAACUGCUAAGCUAGGCUAAGCUCGAAGCUAAGUAAAACAGGGCAGCAACAAAGGCUACCCAAUAACGCUUAUGUUGUUUCUGAAAGAAAAGUAGCAAAGCUAGUGACAUGUGGACUAAGUACACAAUAAAAACAUAGACAAUUAUAUGAACAAUACAUCAUAAUAUAGGACAAAACACGGAGGAGGGACGGUGUAUGCAAUGGUUAUCGAUCUCAUGGAAGUUGGGAGCAGCGUCAAGGACUGUUUUCAUCUUGACUAUUUCUUUAGUCGGAAGAAGUUCUAAUUAAAUUUCAUUUUCCAGGUCUGUUAGCACCACAAAUUCCUCAAAUUCCGCCACUUUUGCAUUGGUGGCAGAAAUCUCAUAGAUAUUUCACAACCUGCAUCUGAACCAAUAUGCAAAGCCAAGAGAGAUUUCAGCACCAUGGACAGAGCUAUCAGGACAUUGCUGCUCUGGUUGAAGCUCUGGUUCCUGAAGGGUAAAUUUAUGUUCCACUUGCCUCCACAGAGAGCCCUGGUUAGCACCACAACAGCGCCCCUGGAGCAGAGUCUGUGCUCUGUGCUGUGGCUGUGCUGAGUGACUAAGCGGAACCCUACAAGCCAUGGAGGAGAUGGACAGUAAACCCUACCAGCCGUUGUCGAAGGGGCGCCAUGAAAUGGAGAUGUCGUACACCAGUUCGUCUGACGAGAGCGAGGACGGCCGCGCCCACCACCGCUCCUACACCUCACGCGAAACCCUGCCUGACUACACACACGAGCUACGCCUCACCCUUGGUUCACACCGGGAAAGACAAAGCAACUACAGCCAACCCCAGCCAGAUCUAGAUUUCUGUAAGGCUGGGCAGAUGAGGAGCCCAGACUACCACAUCCACCCACAGCAGCAGCAGCAGCAGCAGCAGCAUCAGGAGGAGGAGGAGGCGUUGUGCUCUGGACCUGCCGCUCACGUCCACAGCCGCGGCUACUCCCUGGGCGUGGGUUCGGACGUGGACACGGAGCCUGAGGUGGACCCCUCUCCCGCUCACGGCCUGCAGCACAUGUGGAUGCGCGGCUUGAAGUCCGAGCAGAGCUCCUGCCUCACUAGCCGCGCCAACUCCGCCCUCUCUCUCACCGACACUGAGCAUGACAGGAAAUCUGAGCCUGACAAUGAGCUGCCCAGCAGUCCAGGUGGUCAGUUCACAUUUCGCCCGCUGCCCCCGCCUCCCCCGCCGCCCCACGCCUGCACCUGUGCCCGCCCGGCGCCCUACACUCAAGUCAGUCUGCAGAGGAAGACCAUGCCAACGCGGUGCCAGACCAGUCAGGGCGGCCAGGGGGCAGACACCAGUUCGAGCACAGACCAGGCACAGCUUCACAACAGCUGGGUGCUCAACAGCAACAUUCCCCUAGAGACCAGACACUUCCUCUUCAAGCAAGGCUCUGGUUCAUCAGCUCUUCUGUCAGGGGCCGGGCAGGGUUACCCCCUAACCUCCGGGACAGUGUACUCCCCUCCACCCAGGCCCCUGCCUCGCAGCAGCGUGACCAGACCACUGUUUACCUUCAACAAGCCUCACCGCUGCUGCAACUGGAAGUGUACAGCCCUGUCUGCAUCACUCCUCACUCUCACCCUGGCCCUGCUGCUCACAUACGUCAUCGCGGUCCACCUGUUAGGUCUGACCUGGCAUCUGCGGCAUGGUGAGAGCCAGCUGUAUGACAACGGCCUGAGCUCGGCGGACCAUCAACAGGAGGACCGCAGCAAAACCAGACCUACCAGCUCCAUCCACCUGCUGGACACGCUCAAUCCUGAAAACCCACAUGCCGGCGACAGAGAGAAGUGGGUGCGAGGCCGGGCCAUCGACCGUGGCGAGGUCGACAUCGGGACCCAGCAGAGCCAGCCCAUCCCCCCGGGGCUUUUUUGGAGGUUUCAUAUGACUGUGCACCAUCCAACCUACAUCAAGUUCAACCUCUCUCUCUCACACAACGCACUGCUGGGGGUCUAUGGACGCAGGAACAUACCGCCCACACACACUCAGUUCGACUUUGUGAAACUGUUGGAUGGCAAGGCGCUGCCCAGGUCCUUGACUGAUCCCGUCUCAGCUGCCAAAGCUCCCAAAGGCCUGCUGCUGAGCGGCCUCCAAGAAACAGGCUUCAUUGAGUACAUGGACCCUGGCACCUGGCACCUCGCUCUCUACAACGACGGACGCAACCUGGAGCAAGUGUUGCUCCACAGCACUCCCAUAGACACAAUGGAUGGCUGCUCCACUGAUUGUAAUGGAAAUGGAGAGUGUGUGGCUGGACACUGCCACUGCUUCGCUGGAUUCUUGGGUCCUGACUGUGCCAAAGAUUCAUGCCCUGUGUUGUGCAGCGGUAACGGCGUGUACGAGAAAGGAAGGUGUGUGUGCCUGGCAGGGUGGAAGGGGGCAGAGUGUAAUGUGGAGGAAGGUCAGUGUAUCGACCCCACAUGCUCCAACCAUGGCUCCUGCAUCCAGGGAAUCUGCAUAUGCAGUCCGGCCUACAAGGGGGUUAACUGUGAACAAGUGGACUGCGUAGACCCUCAGUGUGGUGGGCACGGCGUGUGCGUGCGCGGGGAGUGCGUGUGCUCGGCAGGCUGGGCAGGAGUAAGCUGUGAUGACCCGCUGCCAGCCUGUCAGGAACAGUGUUCAGGACAUGGCACCUAUCUCCCCGAGUCAGACACCUGCGCCUGCCAGCCCAACUGGACGGGCCCAGACUGCUACACUGAGCUGUGCCCGGUGCCAUGUGGCAGCCAUGGAGUUUGCUCAGAGGGCCAGUGCCAGUGCGAGGAGGGUUGGAUUGGCGCUGCGUGCGACCAGAGAGCGUGCCAUCCUCGCUGCGAAGAACACGGCCAGUGCCACGAUGGGACCUGCAUCUGCCAGCCUGGCUGGGAGGGAGAGCACUGUAACAUUGUUACUCAUGAUUUGGACGUUGUAGUGAAAGACGGCUGCCCAGGGUUGUGCAGUGGGCAUGGGCGCUGUACCCUGGAGCAAAGCGGCUGGCGCUGUGUCUGCCAGGCUGGAUGGAGUGGGCCUGGAUGCAGUGUUGUCAUGGAAACUGACUGCAGUGAUGGAACAGACAACGACGGAGACGGCCUGAUGGACUGUGUGGACCCAGACUGCUGUGAGCAGCUGAGCUGCGGCUCUGACCCGCUGUGCCACGGCUCGGCCGACCCCUUGGCCCUGUUGCAGCAGAGCCCGCUGCCCCCCACUGCACCCCCCUCACCUGCCAGCACACACACUCACAGCUUCUACCGCCGCAUACGCUUCCUCCUCGGCAAGGCGGCCACACACACUCUCCCCGGAGACGUGCCCUUUGAUACCAGUCGGGUAGCGGUGAUUCGAGGUAGUGUUGUGCUGCAGGAUGGCUCUCCUCUGGUUGGAGUCAACAUCACUUUCCCGCAACAUCCUGAGUAUGGAUACACUAUCAGCAGGCAGGAUGGAAGUUUUGAUCUGGUGACAUUGGGCGCGAUGUCUAUGACCCUGAUGUUCCAGCGUCCACCUUUCCUGCCACAAACACGCACCAUCUGGACGCCUAACAACAACUUCCUGGUUCUGGAUCAGGUUACCAUGUCAAGGGAGGAAGCGCAGCCUCCUAAAUGUGACAUCAGGAGUGUUUUGAGUCCUUACCCGCUGGUCCUGCCCUACCCGCUUCCCAGAUUCAUGAGAGCAUGUGUAGAGAAGGGUCCAGCUGUACCUGAGUUACAGGCAGUGCAGGAAGAAGUUUCAAUCCCAGGAGCCUUUGUGAAGCUGAACUAUUUGAGCACCCGUGCAGCAGGUUACCUCUCUCUGCUGCGAAUCCUCCUCACACCUCCCUCCCCGUCCUCCCCCGUCUCCCCACUGGGCGGUCUAUCGAAGGUUCAUGUCCGUGCAUCAGUCCAGGGAAGGUUGUACCAGCGCUGGUAUCCUGCUGGACCUGGCCUGGUACACAGGCUGGUCUGGAACAAGACUGAUGUUUAUGGCCAGGAGGUCUGGGGCCUCACUCAUGCAACUGUAUCAGUUGGCUACGAGUACGAGUCGUGUCCUGGCGUCAUUCAGUGGGAGAGGAGGACUGCUCUGAUGCAGGGUUUUGAACUGGUGCCCUCUAACUUGGGCGGUUGGUCUCUGGACAAACACCAUGCCCUCAACAUACGCAGUGGAAUCCUUCACAAGGGAAAUGGGGAAAAUGUCUUCCUCUCCCAGCAGCCCCCUGUCAUCUCCACUGUAAUGGGCAAUGGUUUCUACCGGAGCGUCCCCUGUGGUCCAAGCUGCAGUGGUGCAGCCCGGGAUAUGAUGCUGUUUGCCCCUGUGGCGCUGGCCAGCGGCCCUGAUGGCUCUCUCUAUGUCGGGGACUUCAACUUCAUCCGCAGGGUCCAUCCUGAUGGAUACACCAGAACAAUACUGGAACUCAAGAACCGGGACACCAGACACAGCACCAGCCCGGCCCAUAAGUACUACCUGGCCAUGGAUCCAAUGGGGGAAGUUCUUUAUGUGUCUGACACCAGCAGUCGCAGAGUGUACCGAGUGAGGAACCUCGGGCAGCCAAAAGACCCGUCCCGCAACCUUGAGGUAGUGGCCGGGACAGGGGAGCAGUGCUUACCUUUCGACCAGAGCCACUGUGGAGAGGGCAGGAAGGCCACCGAAGCAGCUCUCAAUAACCCUCGAGGUAUUGCAGUGGAUAAAAGAGGCGUUGUCUACUUCGUUGAUGGCACCACCAUUCAGAAGAUAAAUGAGAGGGGUUUGCUCUCCACUGUGAUUGGCUCAAACGGACUGAUGUCGACGCAGCCGCUGAGCUGUGAUGCACGCAUGGACAUCAGCCAGGUGCGUCUGGAGUGGCCAACAGACCUGGCCAUCAACCCUCUGGACAAUUCCCUCUACAUCCUGGACAACAACAUCGUCUUACAGGUAUCAGAAGGUCUUCAGGUGCGUAUCGUGGCAGGCCGUCCCAUCCACUGCCAGGUUCCAGGUAUUGACCAUCACCUGGUGAGCCGAGCAGCGGUUCGCGCCACCCUGGAAGCUGCCAAGGCCAUCGCCCUGUCUCACCUUGGCACACUGUUCAUCGCUGAAACUGAUGAGAGACGCAUCAACCGCAUUCAACAGGUGUCAACCAACGGGGAGAUAUCUGUUAUCUCUGGAGCCCCCACAGACUGUGACUGUAAGAUAGACCCCAACUGUGACUGCUUCUCUGGUGAUGGAGGCUAUGCCCGUGACGCUCGUCUCAAAGCCCCCUCCUCUCUAGCUGUGGCCCCCAAUGGCACCCUUUAUAUUGCUGAUCUGGGCAACAUCCGGAUCAGAGCUGUCAGCCCCAACCAGCCUCAGCCCAGCCCAGCCGGACUGGUGGAGAUCAGCUCCCCACUGGACCAAGAGCUCUAUCUCUUCAGCCAGAAUGGCUCUCACUUAUACACUAAACACCUGAUCACCGGCCACUACCUGUACAACUUCUCUUACGGCACAGACGGCCAGCUGUCUGGGCUGACGGGCCGGGACAGUCGGGGGCUCCAAGUGAGGAGAGACGCUCACGGAGUGCCCCUCUGGCUGGCGUUACCUGGUGGACAGGUGUACUGGCUGUCUCUUAGCAACAGCGGAACACUGAGGAAGGUGUCGGCCCAAGGCCAUGACAUCGCCCACAUCACUUACCAUGGCAACACAGGUCUCCUAGCAACCAAGAGUGAUGAGAACAGUUGGACUACUGUUUAUGAGUACAACAGCGAGGGCCGUGUGACCAACAUCACCCUCCCCACUGGUGAUGUGAGUGGUUUCCACGGCAACCUGGAGCGCUGGUCUCGGGUGGAGGUUGAGGCAUCCAACCGUGAAAACUUUGUCACCAGCACCAACCUGUCUGCUAGUGACACCAUCUACACAUUCAGACAAGACCACGCACAGAGUUCAUACAGAGUAAGCGCUGAUGGCUCAUUCCUCGUGUCGCUUGCGAGUGGGAUGGAGCUGUCACUCAGCACGGAGCCCCUCCUCCCCGGUGGCGUCGGGGGAGGAGUCAGUCCCACGGCCAGCCGCUGUAACAUCAGCCUGCCUGGAGACCAUGCCCCCAGCCUGAUAGAGUGGAGGCAGAGGAAGGAGCAGAGCAAGACUAACUACAGCACUUAUGAACGCAGGCUCAGGGCACAUAACAGGAACCUGCUGUCCAUAGACUUUGAUCAGAGCACCAGAGUAGGGAAGAUCUAUGAUGACCACAGGAAGUUCACUCUCCAUAUCCAGUAUGACCCACUGGGCCGGCCCGUGGUCUGGUCGCCCAGUAGCAAAUACACCGAAGUAAACAUCAGCUAUUCAGGUGGAGGACUGCUGUCGUCCAUCCACCGUGGAGAAUGGUCUGAGCGGCUAGAGUACGAGAACGACAGGGUGGUGUCCAGAGCCUGGGUCAACGGCAAGAUCUGGAGCUACACAUAUGCGGACAGAUCCAUUAUGCUACUCCUGCAUAGCCAGCGGCGCUACGUGUUUGAAUAUGAGCAGACAGACCGUCUGGUUGCUGUGACGAUGCCCAGCAUGGUGAAACACACCCUGCAGUCGCUCCUGUCCAUUGGUUACUACAGGAACAUAUACACACCUCCUGACAGCCAGGCCUCCUUCCUGCAGGACUACACCCUCGACGGGCGACUGCUGAGGAGUCAGUAUUUGGGAACGGGACGUAAUGUCAUCUACAGGUAUACACCAGCAGCACGGCUCUCUGAGGUGGUUUAUGACUCCACCCUGGUGACUUUUACUUACGACGAAGCCUCUGGCACUGUCAAGACCAUUCAUCUCACCCAUAACGGCUUCAUAAGCUCCAUACGAUACAGGCAGACAGGUCCCCUAACAAGUCGGCAGAUCUUCCGCUUCAGCGAGGAGGGCUUGGUCAACGCCAGGUUUGACUACAGCUACAACAACUUCAGAGUGACUAGCAUGCAGGCAGUCAUCAACGAGACUCCUCUGCCCAUCGAUUUAUACCGAUAUGUCGACGUAUCAGGGCGGGUCGAGCAGUUUGGCAAGUUCAGUGUCAUCUUCUACGACCUCAACCAGGUGAUCACUACCCAUCUGAUGAAGCACACCAAGGUAUUUAACUCCUACGGCCAGGUGGUGGAGGUUCAGUACGAGAUCCUUAAAUCCAUCGCCUACUGGAUGACCAUCCAGUAUGACUCUGCAGGACGCACAACCACCUGUGACAUCAGGGUGGGUGUGGACAGCAACGUGACCCGCUACAUGUAUGAGUAUGACGCAGACAGCCAAUUGCAAAGUGCCUCAGUCAAUGAGCGGCCUCAGUGGCGCUACAGCUACGACCUCAACGGGAACAUCAACCUGCUCAGUCAUGGCACCAGCGCUAGGUUGACUCCGCUGCGCUAUGACCAGAGAGACCGCAUCACACACCUCGGUGAGUUACAGUACAGCGUGGAUGACGACGGCUUCCUGCGGCAGCGAGCGAAUGACCUGUUCGACUACAACUCCAACGGUCUGCUGACACGCGUCUUCAACCGAGUGACUGAGCGCACAGUGUGGUACCGCUACGACGGGCUGGGUCGGCGCGUGGCCACCAAGACCAGCCAGGGCGAGCAGCUGCAGUUCUUUUAUGCUGAUCUGUCACACCCCACCAGGGUCAGCCACUUGUACAACCACAGCAGCAAUCUGAUCACAUCGCUGUACUACGACCUACAGGGCCAUCUCAUUGCCAUGGAGCUGAGCAGCGGGGAGGAGUACUACGUAGCCUGUGACAGUGUGGGGACUCCAAGGGCAGUUUUCUCAAGCAAGGGCCGACUGGUCAAAGAGAUCCUCUACACCCCCUACGGAGAGGUCUAUCAGGACACCAACCCUGACUUCCAGCUUGUCAUCGGCUUUCAUGGAGGCUUGUACGAUCCUUUCACACGGCUGGUCCACUUGGGCAGGCGAGAUUAUGACACGCUAGCCGGCCGGUGGACUUCGCCCAAUCACGAACUGUGGGGGGAGCUGAGCAAGGAGCCGAAGCCGUUUAACUUAUAUGCCUUCAAAAAUAACUGCCCUGUUGGGAGAGUGGAGGAGGUGACACAGUUUACUACAGACAUUGGUAGCUGGCUGCAGCUAUUUGGCUUCCAGCUUCAUAAUGUUGUCCCAGGCUUCCCAAAGCCUGAAGUGGGCAUCACGGAACAAACAUAUGAACUGAUGAAGACCCAGACCAAGACGCAGGACUGGGACUCCAGCAAGGUGGUUUUGGGCAUCCAGUGUGAGCUGCGCAGACAGCUGAGGAGUUUCAUCUCUCUGCAGCGGUUACCUCUGGUGUCAGAGCCUGUAGGCUCAGCUUGCCACCAUCCGACACGCCCUCCUCCCUUCGGCUCGCGACCCUCUCUUCUCGGCCCCAGCAUCCGCUUUGCCAUCUCCCACGGCCGAGUCAGCGCAGAAGUUAUUGGCGUGGCCAGCGAGGACAGCCGCCGCGUGGCAGCAAUUUUGAACGGCGCCGUCCACCUGAGCGGGCUGAGCUUCACCGUGCACGGCUGCGACACCCACCACUUCCUCCAGUCCCGGCCUAUCGAGGAAGACCUCGCCCUGGGGUUAGGAGUCGGUGGCCGUGUCCUAGAGAGCGGGGUGAACGUGAGCGUGUCUCAGAUGAGCGCCACAGUGAACGGCAGGACUCGACGUUUCGCUGAUAUCACUCUUCAGCAGGGGGCGCUGUGCUUGUGCGUACGUUACGGCGGGAACGAGGAGGAGGAGAGAGCGAGGGUGAGGGAGGAGGCGAGGAAGAGGGCGGUGGAGGGGGCGUGGGAGAAGGAGAGGAAGAAGGUGGAUUUAGGGGAUGCAGGGAGCAGAGUGUGGAGCGAGGCGGAGAAGCAGCAGCUACUGUCCGGAGGACGCGUUCAGGGUUACGACGGCUACUACUCCCUGCCUAUAGAGCAGCAGCCGGAGCUGUCCGACUGCUCCUCCAACAUCCACUUUAUGACACUGAGCGAGGUGGGGGGCAGGUAACAGAGACACACGAGCAGCCCCCCACCCCACCAAAGACUGCCUGUUUCUACUCUACUCUGAUUUGUUCUACUGUUUCUAUACUGUAUCAAAAAAAAAAAAAAGAAGACGACGACAAAGAAGAACAAGAAGAGAGAUUGGGGGAAAAAAUGAUUUCCAAAUGCCUUUAAUUGUGACAAAAUGAUGGUAUUUUAUUAUUAUCGUCCAGUUUCUCCGAUUUCUAACAGUGGCACAAGCAGUGUGGUUUGGCUGUGGCUUCGCUUUUUGUAUCCUGACUAGCCUGGGACUUAACGACCGACCGACCGACCGACCGACCGACUGACUGACUGAUGGACUGACUGUCUGUCAUUUGCUGUUUCAACACUGUUCAUCAUUUUUGGACUCUGGUCAAACUCACUGAACUGUAGAGAUGAAGACUUAUAGGAUUUACCAGUGAAUAAUCCUCUUCAUGACUCAAAUCAAGAGCUCUCUGGUUGCCAUUUGAGUUACUACAUGGUUUACCUCGGAUAUACUGUCGUUUACAUAUUGUGUGAGAGAGGCCUUGUCGACUCUGACACUCCCCUUUAGAAAGGGAAACCUUCGCUGGGUUUUCCGCCUCUGGUGUGCUCCAACAGUAGUUUGUAUGAGUGUGUAUACUAAAGUCAAGAAUGUACAUAGCCAGUGCUUUCACACUGAAAAAAGUGCUCAACUGGAAAUUCUGUUGUUCAUAAGUAAGUGUCAGUAUUGUUAAUCAAUAGAAAAACAGUUACAUUUUUGCAAAGAAUUAUACAUGGCUAUAGUAAAUAUUCUCGCUGAAAAAUCUGACUUUAUUGGGUUACAAUGCUGAUUAAAGUUAUUAUGUGUGAAUUA